Molecule: messenger RNA, 1259 nt
Organism: Pocillopora damicornis (cauliflower coral)
Lineage: Eukaryota; Metazoa; Cnidaria; Anthozoa; Scleractinia; Pocilloporidae
Source: RefSeq, a predicted model, not a curated record
AAAUUGAUAGCUGUGAAAACAUGGCAGAAGCAUUUAAAUACGCCUAUCUAAACAACACCAAUGUAUCUGCACCUAUGCUGUCGUUGGAAUAACUCACGGAAGACGGUUUCAAAAGAACAAUUUAACAGCUUGAAAAGCUUGGAUUUUAAAUUGCAAGAUAAAUAACUGGAUUAUCUAACGUUGAUUCACGAGCAAGUCAGGCUAUGGCAUACAUGAGAAGCGUCACGUUUGUCCUUCUUAUAAAUCUCUGCAUAAUUCUAUGCGCUUCGCUUCCUCUUUCGUCGAUUCAGAGAGAAGAAAAGGACAAUUUUUACAACAAGGUGUUUCCAGGGGAAGAGAGAGCCUCUCAGGAUUACUUUGAUCGCUAUCCUUGGAGUAGAAAUAAGCAAACAGAAAGUUUCCCUUCAAGAGACAGAGCAUACGACAAUGAAAACACAGCGUCAAAGUUUCAACUCCAACGAAGUCUCACAGACGAAGAAUUAAAGAGGACUCUUCUUCGAGACAUAGUCAACUGGAAAAAUGGGAACAAUUUCGAGAAACGAGAGCCGCAGCGGAAAUGCCGAAUCCACCCUGGAUAUAUAGGUUGUUCAAGACAGCAGACACAGAAUGAAGACGAAGCCAGAAACAAAGACAUGGAACCUUUUAACAGAGACCCUGGAGCGAACCUGAGCGACGAAGAAGACAAGGAUCGGAUCAAACAAUACGAUGAGGAGAUAGAAAGAACCUUCAGGGCACUGGAACGAGAAAUGGAUGGUCGUAAACUGUUGUAAAACACCUGACUAUUUGCACAAUCUUUUCGAAACCUCAAGUUCGAAAAAUUAAUGAUUAAAUAUGGAAUGAACUCAUAAAGUUCUGAGAUUAUGCUAAUUACACGGGCUGUAACCCAGUAGACCUUAAAUGCUUAAUGUGUUUUUCUGCUCUGCAAGUAAUGUUGGUCUAAAACAUGAACUUAUAUCCAAGGCUUAUACAUGAGCUGUAAAAAAUACACGAAUUAAUGGAACGGCAGUGAAUUUGACGUUUUGUGAUCGUAGAGUGGAGGAAGUUGAAAACCGAGGAUUCAUUGAUUCAUGUACAUGUAGCUCUUGUAAGGGCACAGUAGUCGCAAUACGCUUAUUUGUUCAUCCGGAAUGUCUUUCUGCUAUAAGUGUUGGUAUAGUAAUCAACAAUGUAUAUAAGAACUGUAGAAAUGCUUUUAAAGUUCUGGCUCAAUUGCAUUUAUUUGGGCAAGAGUGUUAAAUAAAGAUGGAUCUCUCCACAUG